AUGUCAUCUCAGUUUUUCCUAAAAACAUCUCAAGAUAUAGAGCUCUUCCAAAGCUACCCUACUUUUGAACAAUCCAACACAAACGCCAAGGAUUUCCCUGUCAUUUCUUCGGUUUUAUCGCCAUGUGGCAGAUUUUUGGCUUUAUCUACGAAGGAGAACGUUAAAGUCUUCACAGGUCCAUGCUUAGAUAAUGUUCUAUUAACAAUGAAGUUGGCUGAUGUGUAUGAUCUGCAUUUCUCUCCCGCAGGUAACUAUUUGAGCACUUGGGAGAGGGCGUCUAUACAGGACCCAAAUCACAAGAACGUUAAAGUUUGGUACUUGAAUAAACCAUUCAAGAAAGACUGUGUUUCGGAAGAAAUAGUCCCUGCUUAUGAAUACCAAGCCAAAUCACAAAGCGGUUGGUUUUUACAAUUUUCCAAAUUAGACAAUUACGCACUAAGGCUUUUCAAACACGACUUGAAGAUUGUUAAAUUGAGCUCCGCCAAUGCCGAAAAUUUCGACUUCCAAUCGCCAUUUGCUGUCUUGUCUGAUAGUGAAACAUCCCAACAUUUCACCACUUAUCUAAUCUCUCCAGCAGAACAUCCAACAAUUUGUACUUUCACACCAGAAAAGGGUGGUAAGCCGGCCCAAUUAACCAUAUGGGCCCUCUCUGAAGGUGAAAUUACCAAGAAGAUUGCCUCCAAAACUUUCUUUAAAGCCGAUUCCUGCCAGCUGAAGUGGAAUCCGUUAGGCAAUGCUAUUUUAUGUUUAGCUAUUACUGAUUUUGAUUCCUCAAAUAAAUCAUAUUAUGGUGAAAACACACUAUACUUACUCUCUUUUCAAGGUGUGAACGGCACUUUAGGUGGUAACUCCGUACGUGUUUCUUUAACCACUGGCCCUGUCCACGAUUUUACUUGGUCGCCAACUUCAAGGCAAUUCGGUGUCAUUGCUGGUUAUAUGCCAGCAACCAUUUCCUUUUUUGAUUUGAGAGGUAAUGUCGUCCACUCCUUACCUCAACAAGCCAAAAACACUAUGCUUUUCUCUCCUUCUGGUCAUUAUAUCCUUAUCGCCGGGUUUGGUAAUUUGCAGGGCUCCGUGGAAAUCCUGGAUCGUCUUGACAAGUUCAAAUGUGUGAGUAAGUUUGACGCUACCAACACUUCUGUUUGCAAAUGGUCGCCGGGCGGAGAAUUUAUCAUGACAGCUACCACUUCACCAAGAUUGAGAGUGGAUAACGGUGUCAAAAUAUGGCAUGUAUCGGGCUCUUUAGUAUUUGUUAAAGAGUUUAAGGAGCUUUUGAAAGUGGACUGGAGGUCACCAUGUAAUUAUAAAACUUUGGAAAACAAAGAUGAAGAUUUUUUCGAGGACCAUGUCAUUAACAAUUGGGAACCGCUAUCUGAUUCGAACACAUCUUCACUUGAUCCUAAAAUAUCCAGUAAAUCUGAAUUGCAAAUACAUUCUAGUGUUCAAGAGUACAUAAGCCAACACCCAAGCAGAGAAGCAAGCUCCAACGGAAACGGAUCUAAAGCCAAAACUGGAGGCGCUUAUAAACCGCCCCACGCAAGAAGAACGGGCGGUGGACGUAUUGUUCCAGGGGUUCCUCCUGGUGCAGGCAAAAAGACCGUUCCAGGGCUAGUCCCAGGCAUGACUGCCAACAAGGAUGCCAACACUAAGAACAGAAGAAGAAGAGCCAAUAAGAAGUCAAGCGAAACAUCACCUGAUUCUACUCCAGCGCCAUCUGCUCCUGUCACUACAAAUGCCCCAACACCCAAUAAGGAAACCUCUCCAGAGGAGAAGAAAAUAAGAUCAUUAUUGAAGAAAUUGAGGGCUAUCGAAACCUUGAAAGAAAGACAAGCCGUCGGUGACAAAUUAGAAGAUACGCAAAUUUUAAAAAUCCAAACUGAAGAGAAAGUUUUAAAAGAUUUGGAAAAGUUGGGUUGGAAGGAUGAAUAA
Molecule: messenger RNA, 1929 nt
Organism: Saccharomyces paradoxus
Lineage: Eukaryota; Fungi; Ascomycota; Saccharomycetes; Saccharomycetales; Saccharomycetaceae
Product: translation initiation factor 2A
Exons: 1
Coding region: 1-1929 (642 amino acids)
Biological process (GO): translational initiation
Cellular component (GO): cytosolic small ribosomal subunit
Molecular function (GO): protein binding; tRNA binding; ribosome binding
Source: RefSeq, a predicted model, not a curated record